AUGGGGGUGGCGAUGGGGGUGGACGUGGUGGCGGCGGCGGUAGCGGCGGCAGUGGAGGUGGUGGGGGUGGUGGCGGCGGCGGUGGUGGCGGCAGUGGGGGUGGUGGGGGUGAUGGGCGUGGAGGUGGUGGUGAUGGUGGACAUGGAGGUGAUGGGGGUGGUGAUGGGGGUGGACGUGGUGGUGGCGGUGGUGGCGGCAGUGGUGGUGGUGGUGGUGGUGAUGGUGAAGGUGAUGGUUGUAAAACCUCUGUACCUUUGGUGUCGGUGGUGGUGUAGGUCGUGUUGUCUGGUGGUGGACGCAAUAGUAGCCCACGUGACGGUAGAAUUCCCUCUGGUUGGGGGGACGGCAUCGUUGUGCACUCGACUGACUGGCAAAUACAUGCGAACGCAGCAACAAUUCAGCUGCGCCGGGAGGCAAUGA
This is a messenger RNA of Ectocarpus siliculosus, 420 nucleotides long. Lineage: Eukaryota; Phaeophyceae; Ectocarpales; Ectocarpaceae. The record is from the annotation of a GenBank genome assembly.